UCUCACCAAAACACCCAGACAGACAGAGCGACACAUAUUCCCUCUCACCGCCCACUCUCCACUCCUCGCCUCGCGCACGCUCCCCGAGGCAGAGCGGAGCCAUCGACCUUGCACUUGCCUUCUUCGCCCCCACUGCUCGUCGAUCUUCUCACCCCGACCCCCUCCGUAUUCACCACCCUGGUAGUUAAAACGAGGGGCCUCAGACUCAUUCCAAGACCCACCCCCACACACCACACGAGUUAAAACCCCGGGCUGGAGUAGCUAGCUAGAAACCUUGUCCGACUCUUCGUCUCUCUCGAUCCGGCUAGACUAGAUCCCACUCUGUAGUUUGUACGGCGAGUGAGCAGGGCGAUGGAGCGGUGCGGGAGCUGGUCGGAUUGCGACGCGGCGGCGGCGCAGGCGGCCGCGCAGAAGGCGGUGCCGGCGCCGUUCCUGACGAAGACGUACCAGCUGGUUGACGACCCGGCCACCGACCACAUCGUCUCGUGGGGGGACGACCGGGUGUCCACCUUCGUCGUCUGGCGGCCGCCGGAGUUCGCGCGCGACAUCCUCCCCAACUACUUCAAGCACAACAACUUCUCCUCCUUCGUCCGCCAGCUCAACACCUACGGCUUCAGGAAGGUGGUGCCGGAGCGGUGGGAGUUCGCGAACGAGUUCUUCAGGAAAGGGGAGAAGCAGCUGCUCUGCGAGAUCCACCGCCGCAAGACGUCCGGCUCCACGACGUCGCCGUCGCCCCCGCCCUUCUUCGCGCCUCCGCACUUCCCGCUCUUCCACCACCCGGGCGUCUCGGUGGCCCAGCAUCACCACCAGCAGUUCGUGGGCGACGACGGGGUCAUUGCCGCGGCGGCGCACGGCAUGGGCGUUUUGCCCUUCAUGCAGCCGCAUUGGCAGCAGCGGGAGCAGAGCCAGAGCGCCGCGCCCGUCGCGACGCGGCUCCUGGCGCUGGGCCCGUCAUCAGAGGGCGGCAGCCGCGCGGCAAACAACGCGGCUGCGGCGGGGGCGCUCAUGGCCGAGAACGAGCGUCUGCGGCGGAGCAACGCGGCGCUGCUGCAGGAGCUGUCGCACAUGCGCAAGCUCUACAACGACAUCAUCUACUUCGUGCAGAACCACGUGCGCCCCGUGGCGCCCAGCCCGGCCGCGGCCACGUUCCUGCAGGGCCUCGGCCUGCAGGCGCCGGCGCGCAAGAAGCAGCCGGCCACGGCCGCCGCGGGGAACGGGCUCAACACGUCUGGCGGGAGCACGACGUCCAGCAGCUCGCUCACCAUCGCUGACGAGCUCUCGCCUCCGCCGCCACACCACCUCGCCGCGGAGAAGAGCGGCGGGGAAGGCGCCGGCAGCAGCAGCGCCGCUCGGUCGUCGGCUGCCGCGCCCACCAAGCUCUUCGGCGUGCACCUCAGCGCCACUCCCUUCGGCGCGGGGAGCAAGAGACCGCCUUCGCCGGAGGCGGAGCUGCCGUCCACACCCCCUGCCACGAAGCCUCGGCUGCUGCUCGAGUGCGACGACCUUAGUCUUAGCGUGGCGCAGCCUUGCGCCGCCACGUCGUCUCCAGCUAGAGCUAGUAGUUAGCCAGUCAGCAGUAGCAGCAGCAGCAGCAGUGUAGUUCAGCAUGCAUGCGCGGUGCUUGAUGCAACCGCGGACCGGCCCGCGACGAUCAUUUUGGUGUGUUCUAAUCCGACGUGUUCUGUUAAUUUCAUGUUAGACCCAGUUUGUUUCGACCGUUCCAGCACUACUAAAGUACUACAGGCA
Messenger RNA from Brachypodium distachyon (stiff brome), 1746 nucleotides. Its product is annotated as heat stress transcription factor B-4c. The record is from RefSeq and is a predicted model, not a curated record. Gene Ontology annotation, biological process: regulation of transcription by RNA polymerase II. The coding region runs from base 352 to 1566 and encodes 404 amino acids. Gene Ontology annotation, cellular component: nucleus. Gene Ontology annotation, molecular function: DNA-binding transcription factor activity; RNA polymerase II cis-regulatory region sequence-specific DNA binding. The transcript has 2 exons. Lineage: Eukaryota; Viridiplantae; Streptophyta; Magnoliopsida; Poales; Poaceae.